Messenger RNA from Ipomoea triloba (trilobed morning glory), 4101 nucleotides. RefSeq lists its product as uncharacterized. Lineage: Eukaryota; Viridiplantae; Streptophyta; Magnoliopsida; Solanales; Convolvulaceae. The transcript is spliced from 6 exons. The coding region runs from base 1 to 4101 and encodes 1366 amino acids. The record is from RefSeq and is a predicted model, not a curated record. Gene Ontology annotation, biological process: telomere maintenance; DNA repair. Gene Ontology annotation, molecular function: DNA helicase activity.
AUGGAGGAAAACGGUUUUGCUGCUGGAUCGGUUCAACAUGAAGAAAACAAUGUUCCAAAAUGCAUACCAACCAUUAAUGGAGUAGAACCUACAUGUUCAUUACCAUCUACAAGUUUAGGAGCAAAAGUGGAUACAUCUAUAAAUAUUGGGAAUGCCCCACCAAUAUUUAGAAUUAAUGGUCAAAACUUCCAUUUAAUGGGAGGGUUGCUUCCUCAAGACGGUAGUAGUCCAAAAUUUGCUCAAUUGUACAUACAUGACACGGAGAAUGAGGUGGAGAAUCGCAUCAACGCAUUUAGGGGCGAUCAACAGAGUACCGAAACCCAUGUUCAAAUAGUGGAGGACAUAAAACAAGAUUUGGAUGAUCACAAUGUCUUGGUCAAAUGUUUCCGUUGGGCUCAAACGCAUAUAAAAUGCAAUUCACAAUCAGAGUUCAAGAUGAGAUUGAUUCGUAAGCGGAAUGGGGAUGCGAGAACAUACAAUUUGCCCACUGUAUCGGAAGUCGCUGCACUUAUAGUGGGGGAUCUCGAUCCAGCGCUUGGUCAUAGGGAUAUUAUAGUAGAGACAAACGCCGGAUAUCUAAAGCGGAUAAACGAGUUGAACCCUGCGUACUUACCAUUACAGUAUCCGCUGUUGUUUCCUUUCGGAGAGGACGGAUAUAGGGAGGACAUUCAAUUCUAUUUGGAUAGGCUCAGACCCACCGGUGGCAGAACUAAGGUCUCGCAGCGAGAAUUCUUUGCGUACAGGAUACAUGAGCGGUUUGGUGAGCUGUCUACGUUACUACAUGCAAAGAGACUUUUCCAACAGUUUCUGGUUGAUGCAUACACAAUGGUGGAAUCAAGCCGGCUUCUAUAUAUUCGAAAUAAUCAAAGAGCGCUACGCUGUGAGGCAUACAAAGGUCUUUCAGAUGCUUUGACGCGAGGGGAAGUUGAUACUAGCAAUCAAGGAAAAAGAAUCAUUUUACCGUCAAGUUUCACAGGGGGGGCUCGAUAUAUGAUACAGAAUUAUCAGGAUGCGAUGGCGAUUUGUCGUGCCAAAGGUUAUCCAAACUUAUUUAUAACAUUCACAUGUAACCCGAAGUGGCCAGAGAUCCAAAGGUACAUGCUAAGAUCAAACCUCAAACCAGAAGAUAGACCUGACAUUUUGUGCAGGGUUUUCAAGAUAAAGCUCGAUGAAUUGGUGAAGGAAAUUCGUGCGGGAAAGCUUUUUGGAAAAGUUGUGGCAGUUGUAUACACCAUAGAAUUUCAAAAGAGAGGUCUACCACACGCUCACAUUCUGAUUUUCCUAGAAAGACGGCCUCAAGGCUUUACAACAGAUAUGAUUGACCAAUUUAUUUCAGCCGAGAUAUCGGACCCAAUAAUGGACAACGCAUAUUUUAAUGCUGUUGACGAGUUUAUGAUUCACGGGCCAUGUGGUAGAGCAAGGCCUAAAUCUCCAUGCAUGGCAAACAACAAGUGUUCUAAACACUUCCCUAAGAAAUAUGCAGAUGUGUCAACAUUAGAUGAUGAUGGAUAUCCAAUCUACAGACGUCGUUCAAAUGGUCGAACAGUUGAUAAGAAUGGUAUAAAGUUGGAUAGUAGAUAUGUGGUGCCACAUAAUAGAUACCUUCUUCUCAAAUACAAAGCCCACAUCAACGUAGAAUGGUGUAACCAAUCUAGAUCAAUCAAGUAUCUGUUCAAGUAUGUGAACAAAGGCAAUAACAGGGUAACCGCAGAAUUCUAUAAGAGCACCGCAGAUGACCAUGCAAGUGAGCAUGUUGACGAAAUUACUAUGUUCUACGAUUGUAGAUACGUGUCAGCAUGCGAAGCUGCAUGGAGAUUGUUAAGCUUUGAGGUCCAGUACAGGCACCCGCCUGUGGAGAGGUUGAGCUUCCAUUUGCCGGAUUGUCAAUCAGUGGUAUUCCAGGAUGAUGACAGAAUUGAGAAUGUGUUAAGUCGACCAACUGUAUACCAGAGUAUGUUUACCGCGUGGUUUGAUGCUAACAAGAAGUUUCAAUCGGCAAGGGAGUUAGCUUAUAUUGACAUGCCAACAAGAUUUGUAUGGAAGAAGGAUAUUAGAGAAUGGCAUCCGAGGAAGAGGGGUUUCUCUAUUGGAAGAAUAUUUUACGUACCGCCCGGCAGUGGAGAAAUUUAUUAUUUGAGAUGUCUCUUAAAUGUAGUUCGUGGUCCUACUAAUUUUGAUGACAUCAAGUCGUAUCAAGGUGUAGUAUAUCCAUCCUUUAUGGAUGCAUGCUAUGCAAGAGGGCUUUUAGAUGAUGACAGAGAAUACAUAGAUGCAAUCAAUGAAGCAAGUCUUUGGUCUACUGCAACAGCAAUGAGAAAACUUUUUGUAGUCUUAUUAGCAUCCAACUUGGUUAACCGGCCCGAAAACGUAUGGUGUCAAGUAUGGCAUCACUUGGCAAAGGACGUACUAUUUAAUAGGCGGAGGUUAUUCUCCAAUGAUGAUCUGAGUUUGUCUGAUGAUGAGAAGAAGGAUUUAGCAUUAAUUGAGAUUGAGCGAUUGUUACAAAAGUACAACAAGUCCUUGAAAGAUUACCCUCAUAUGCCAAUUCCAAUUCUUGAAGAAUCUUGGAACCUCAACAAUCGUUUGUUGUGUGAUGAGCUUGGAUAUGAUCGGGAUGCUCUACUUAUAGAGAGCGGCAGGUUAGAAAGUCAAUUAACUGAUGAGCAAUCUUUGGUGUACAACACGAUCCUAAAUGAUGUACAAGAACAGAAGGGCGGCUUUUUCUUUGUUUAUAGAUAUGGCGGCACCGGAAAGACAUUUGUUUGGAAAGCACUCUCUGCAAAAAUAAGGUCACAAGGAAAAGUGGUCCUUAAUGUUGCAUCUAGCGGUAUUGCUUCUUUGCUCUUGCCAGGCGGUCGGACAGCUCACUCGCGGUUUGCUAUACCUAUUGCCGUUACAGAAGACUCGACAUGCAACAUAUCUCAAGGUAGCCAUCUUGCCCAACUAUUGAUAACUGCAAAGCUUAUAAUAUGGGACGAAGCACCAAUGAUGCACAAACAUUGCUUCGAAUGUCUAGAUAGAACUUUGAGAGAUCUUAUGCGGGUCCAAGAUUGCAAUAGUGGUAGUAAGACAUUUGGUGGUAAAACGAUGGUAUUAGGAGGUGAUUUUAGACAAAUACUACCGGUUGUGCCGAAAGGAUCAAGGCAAGAUAUUGUUUCUGCAACAAUAAACUCUUCUUACUUGUGGGGAUCAUGUCAAGUCUUGAGGUUAACAAAGAAUCUUCGCCUAAAUACAAAUGAACAAGGUGCUAAUAUUGAGGAUAUUAAAGAUUUUGCCCAGUGGUUGGCCCAAAUCGGCGAUGGUAUCUUGGGAGGCCCUAAUGACGGCUAUGCCAAAGUUAAAAUUCCUCAAGAAAUGUUGUUGCCAUCGACAGGGGACAACAUAGCAACUAUUGUGGAUAAUAUUUUUCCAAUGUUCAAAGAAGGGUGUUGUCACCAAGAGUACAUGGAGAGUCGUGCGAUAUUAGCCCCCACGCUAGAUGUUGUGAAUGCAGUGAAUGAAUAUAUGACAGAUCUCCAUGUUGCUGAAAGCCGGACAUACCUAAGUUGCGACACGGUGUGUAAGGCAGAUUCAAAUAAUGGCAUCCUAUCGGAUAUGCACACUCCAGAAUUCCUUAAUGGAUUAAAAGCAUCUGGCAUUCCUAAUCAUGCUUUAACUCUUAAAGUGGGAUCUCCACUCAUGUUGUUGAGAAAUAUAGAUCACGCAAUGGGACUUUGCAAUGGCACAAGGCUUAUUAUCACUAGAUUAUCAGAGCAUGUUAUCGAGGCAAAAAUUGUCGCUGGUCAUAACGCUGGACAAAUCGUCUUGAUACCAAGGAUGUCAAUGACGCCAACAAAUACAAGGCUUCCAUUCAAUUUUCAAAGAAGACAAUUUCCGUUAGUGUUGGCAUAUGCGAUGACCAUUAACAAAAGCCAGGGUCAAACAUUAAAGCAUGUUGGGUUACUCUUAAAGAAACCUGUUUUUGUUCAUGGCCAAUUAUAUGUUGCUGCUUCACGUGUUAGUAACCCUAAAGGGUUUAGAAUCUUAAUAUCAAAUGAUGAUGUAGAGAGUAACAAUUAUACUACGAAUGUUGUGUACCAUGAGGUUUUCAAUAAUUUGUAA